ACUAGAGAAUUAUGUGUAUUUUAUUAGCUUGAUUUAGCUUGAGUUUUCCCUCUCGGGGUCCCUUCUAUUUAUACAUGGAUUCUAGACAAUUAAGGUAUGGCAGGCGAACAGAAGAAGAAAAAGGUUAGAGGUGCAGGGAAGUGCGAGAAGUUGUAUAAGAGGAGGAGGGAGGGUCACCCGCCUAUAGAGCUUGAGUGGGAGGGUGGGGAGCCUGCUAUGAGCGAAAAGAACAGGGAUAUACAGAAGAAGAAUCCUUAUCCGCACUUUAUGGGCCGGGAUGGAUAUGCCAUGCUUCAGCGUGAGUUGGUUGCUUCUCAGGCCACCACUUCUGCCGAUAUCGCUGGUUCGUCUACCGAGACGGGUUCUCAGCUCGGACGGGAAGACUCUUGGUUGCGAGGUCACACCCCGGGCAGGCAGCUGGAAGUUACAGACCCUCCACUGAUGGAGAUUCGUGAUAGGAUAGUCCAGCUGAAAAAAGAGGUCGUAGCCGUUACCUUUGUGCCAGAUGGGCACAAUGUUGUACUGACUAGAGCUUUAGGGACUGCUGAGCACCCGGGGCGGACGAGGGGUGUUGGGUCAUAUUCGGGCUUAUGUAAAGUUUUCAAAGGCAACAUGAAGCCUCGUAAGCCCGAAGACUUUGCAUCCAUGUCGCAGCACACACCUUCUGUUGCACCUCAUUAUGGGCAGCGUAGUAGCAAGGCGCCUACAGAUUUCGUUGACUUCACCGAUCUCACUGAUGUUGCUUCGUUUUACUUGAGGAUCUCUGAUCCAGCCGAUUAUAUAGUGGCACAUGGAUCGAUUUUCCCACGUGUACUGGGAGAUGUGGUGCACGGUGUUCCUAUAUCCCCUCCUUCCCCACCAGAGACUGUGGCCGAUUGCGAGGGGAGCUUCGUUGCAUGGCCAAAGUCGUUGGUGGGCCUUGGAGAUCCCCCGUACACACGGCUCGACAUGGUGACUUCUCAUCAAGCAAAUCUUUUCCUAUUCUCGGCAUAUGCCCCACUGCUCCUCCUAGCUCUCCCGUACAGGAUGUUGUUGACCGGAGCUCAUACGUCUCUUUCGGGCCGAGGUGUAGAGAGUUGUGUCAGUGGAUGACACGCACAUCUUCUUUGCCUACCAUCAGAGUCAUUCUCGAUCCCGAGAGCAUGCUCAUCUGCAGGAGACGGAGCUGAGCAUGUGUUCGGAGAAUAUACGUGAGUUCAUGCGAUGGGAGGAGGUCGAUUAGACCAUCAUCAUUGUUUUCUUGAGGUAUAUCAAGAACUACGUACGAAUAAAUUACUAUUGUAAAU
Cuscuta campestris is the source of this 1286-nucleotide messenger RNA. The record is from the annotation of a GenBank genome assembly. NCBI's taxonomy places the organism in Eukaryota, Viridiplantae, Streptophyta, Magnoliopsida, Solanales, Convolvulaceae.